Molecule: messenger RNA, 1194 nt
Organism: Chenopodium quinoa (quinoa)
Lineage: Eukaryota; Viridiplantae; Streptophyta; Magnoliopsida; Caryophyllales; Amaranthaceae
Exons: 3
Coding region: 1-1194 (397 amino acids)
Molecular function (GO): zinc ion binding
Source: RefSeq, a predicted model, not a curated record
AUGUCUGCAAGUACUCUAUACAGAAUGAGGUCAAAGGCUCUGAGGGACAUUAAUGGUGGCCAUGACAUCUCAUAUGCCCAGCUUCCUGACUACCGUGAAAUGGUCAGAUCAACAAACCCAGGUUCUGCUACAUUCUGUGCUUGGACACCCCAAGAUCAUAUUGACAGGCCUUUACAGUUCCUAAAUAUCUUCAUAUCAUUCAAAGGCUGCAUAGAUGGGUUGCUAAGUGGGUGUAAGAGCUUCAUAGGUGUUGAUGGGGCUCACUUAAAGGGGAAUUAUGGUGGUGUCCUGUUAUCUGCAGUGGCACUAGAUGCAAACAAUGAGCUUUUCCCCUUUGCUUGGGCAAUUGUCUCAGUUGAGGACACAGAGAAUUGGAAGUUCUUUGUGUGGCAUUUGAAGAACUUGCUGAAAGAUAGUGGGAGAAGGGAUGAGUGGUGCAUUAUCUCUGACAGACAGAAGGGUAUUGAUGCUGCAUUGACUGAGUUGUGGCCAAAGGCUGGAAGGAGAUAUUGUUGCAAGCACUUGGUAAAGAAUUGGAAGAAACCAUUCCCUGGCCCUUUGAUGUUUAACCUUUUCUGGAUGGCUUGUGGGGCUUAUUCUAAGUUCACAUUUAGAAAUUCCAUGGAGCAGCUGCAGAAGGUCAAUCCAGCUGCUUUGAUAUGGUUGUCUAAAGUUGGCCCACAGUCAACAUGGACCAAGCACAAAUUCAAUGAGGCUAUCAAAUGUGAUGUAAACAAAAGCAACUUUGUGGAAAGCUUUAAUGCCACAUUGGGUACAGACAGAGCAAAACCUGUUCUGACUUUGUUGGAAGGAAUUAGGAGAACAACAAUGGUGAGGAUGUGCACAAGGAACCAAGCUUCUGCAAACUGGGUAGAUGAUGAUAUAUGUCCAAAUAUCAAGGCCAGACUUAAAGUGAUCACUAAAGAGUCCAGGGGUUGUAGAGCAUACCCCAGUGCUGAUGGGUAUGAGGUGACUGAUGGCAAAUCAAUGCUACCUGUAAGUUUUGCUGAAAAAAGGUGCCUUUGUGGGGUGUGGCAGAUUUCUGGAAUUCCUUGCAGGCAUGGGAUGAGAGCCAUCUUGCAUGCAAGGCUUGAUCCAAAACAAUUUGUCCAUGAAUGGUACUCUGUGAGAAGGUACAAAGUUGCAUAUGCUGGUGGAAUCAACUCCAUCCCUGGACAGUUAUCAAUGGCCUGA